AUGAGUGAUAGACUAUCAGGCAUGUCAGGCCCCAGUACCCCGGUUCAUUCUGAUCAUUCAGAGUCGACGGUUGAAGGACUUCCACCCCGUCCUGGAGUUGUACCUAUAUCUCCACCCAGGGCACUUACACCCCCACCGGUAGCUGGACCUUCACGUCCACCUGGAUACCCUCGUAGUGGACAGACCCCUAUUGCACCUAUACCACUUAGGGCUAUACCCCCGCCCGCUCCUGUGAUGUCCCCACCUGCUCCCCUUAUACGACCUCCUAUCCGUGGACCUCCACCAGAGCAUGAGUCUUCUGGAUUUUCAGGUGUCGGACCCUCUUAUCCGUGUUCCCCUCUUUCGGUACCCUAUCACUAG
Molecule: messenger RNA, 360 nt
Organism: Daucus carota subsp. sativus
Lineage: Eukaryota; Viridiplantae; Streptophyta; Magnoliopsida; Apiales; Apiaceae
Product: lysine-rich arabinogalactan protein 19-like
Exons: 2
Coding region: 1-360 (119 amino acids)
Source: RefSeq, a predicted model, not a curated record